Coniosporium apollinis CBS 100218 is the source of this 609-nucleotide messenger RNA. RefSeq lists its product as uncharacterized. The record is from RefSeq and is a predicted model, not a curated record. Lineage: Eukaryota; Fungi; Ascomycota; Dothideomycetes. The transcript has 2 exons. Gene Ontology annotation, cellular component: membrane. The coding region runs from base 1 to 609 and encodes 202 amino acids.
AUGUCCCCCUUCACAGCCAUCCUCGAGUGCCUCCGCGGCGAUACCUACGCAGCCACUCUUACUCCGAGUCACAAUCUCCCCAGCAAAGUCCAGCAUCCCGCCUACCACUCCGAGAAAAUUCUCCUUCCUCCAAACGAACAGCCUAUCCACCGCACCGCCGAAUCCACCGCCUCCGACAUCCUCACUGCUCUCUUCUCCGCCACCAAAGCCGGCCGCGACCUCGAAGCCACCGUGAACGACAUCGCCCUCCAAUUCGGUGGAUGGAGCGAACACAUCGCGCAGUACGUCCUCGACGGCCUCAAGAAAGCGUUGCAGUCAGCGUCUGCAUUGAAGGGGCCGGCGAAGGAAGCAUAUGAGCGGGCGUGCGAGGCGGCAAUGAAGAUUGAGGGAUUGGCGAAGGAGCAUCCGUAUUAUGCUGCUACGAUCUUGACGGUCAUCGCGCUGGGUGUGCUGAUUAUCCUCGCGCCGGCUGUUAUCCAUGCGCUGGGAUUUGGUGUUCUGGGGCCGGUGGAAGGGUCUUUCGCGGCUGCUUGGCAGUCUACGUAUGGUGGUAUGGUGGAGGCAGGGUCGUUGUUCUCCUACCUUCAGAAGCUCGGGAUGCUUUAUUAG